AUGGCGAGAAACCUCCAUUUCCUUUUCCUUAUCCUCCUCAAUACCUCCCUCUUCAUAACCAUCCACUCACAUGAUAACAACUCAGCUCUCACCGCCUGUCUCCAUUCUUCCGGGGUCAAAAACUUCACCGUUUCUUCCACUUUAGCGUACUCCCGCCUUCUCAACUUCUCUAUCCGAAACCUUCGUUUCGCCGGCGCCGGUGUCCCUAAACCAACCGCUCUCAUCCUUCCUUGCUCCGUAGAAGACCUCCGCAACUCCAUCCUCUGCCUUCGCGCGGCCUCCUUGGCCAUCAGAGUGCGUAGCGGCGGCCACAGCUACGAAGGCCUGUCAUACACCGCCAACAACGGCGUCCCCUUCGCCAUCGUCGACCUCAUGACCCUGAACCGUGUCCGAGUCGACUCUGGCUCGCUCUUCGCCUGGGCUGAGUCCGGCGCUUCACUCGGCGAGAUAUACUAUGCUGUGGCUGCCUCCAACCGGACUCUCGCUUUCCCUGCAGGCUCCUGUGCCACCGUCGGCAGUGGUGGUCACAUCGCCGGAGGCGGGUUUGGAUUGCUCUCUCGCAAGUACGGCGUCGCAGCCGACAACGUCGUCGAUGCCAUCCUGGUCGACUCGGCCGGGCGCGUCUUGAACAGGGACUCGAUGGGCGAGGACGUCUUCUGGGCGAUCCGCGGCGGCGGCGGCGGCAGUUGGGGCGUCGUCUAUUCCUGGCAGUUGCGGCUCGUCCCCGUGCCUGAGCGAGUCACAGUGUGCACCCGGACGCGCUCCGGGUCAACUCGCUCGGUGGCCGAGUUGGUCCACCGAUGGCAGUACGUGGCCCCAAAUCUCCCCGAAGAGUUUUACCUUUCCGUCUCCGUCGCCGGGUCAGGCGACGGCAACGUGUCUGCUUCCUUCACGGGUUUCUUCCUCGCGUCGAGGAAGGCAGCGGUCUCAUCCCUGAGUCGCCGAUUCCCCGAGUUGGUGCUGGCGGAAUCGAGCUGCCGCGAGGUAAGUUGGAUCGAAUCGGUUGUUCAAUUCGCCGGGUUGGAUUCGGUCUCCGAGCUGACGAGCCACGAAUCGAGCAGUCCCGAAUUCUUCAAGGCCAAAUCGGACUACGUGCGCAUCCCGAUCGACAUGGCCGGCAUGAUCACAACCCUUGAUUAUUUAUCAAGAAAGCAAGAAGCAUACCUUAUAUUGGAUCCCUACGGAGGGGCGAUGGCUAGGGUGAAAAGCGAUCAAAUUCCAUUUCCUCACCGAGCCGGAAACUUAUACGGGAUCCAAUACAUAGUUUAUUGGACGGUUGAAGAGGACACGGCGAGAGACAAGCACGUGGCAUGGUUACGUGAAUUCUACGAGUACAUGAGCCGACAUGUAACAAAGAAUCCUCGAGCGGCUUUCGUGAACUACCUUGAUUUGGAUUUGGGAACGGUGGAGUGGGGUAGAGGAGGAGAGGGGCCCACGGAUGCUGUGAGUAAAGCACGAGUAUACGGAGAGAGAUAUUUUUUAGGAAAUUAUGGAAGACUUGUGAAGGCGAAGAACGCAAUUGAUAAGGAAAACGUGUUUAAUAAUCCACAAAGUAUACCACCUCUUAAUAAGUAAAGAGAUUCGUUAGGAAGGAAGAUUAAUAAAUUGGUAGGUGGAUUGUUCUUAGAAUCCUUUUAUUCUAAUGCUAUGCAAAUCAUGAUUGAUAUAUAAUAUAAUGCUUGUUAAG
Molecule: messenger RNA, 1687 nt
Organism: Zingiber officinale
Lineage: Eukaryota; Viridiplantae; Streptophyta; Magnoliopsida; Zingiberales; Zingiberaceae
Product: reticuline oxidase-like
Exons: 1
Coding region: 1-1575 (524 amino acids)
Molecular function (GO): oxidoreductase activity; FAD binding
Source: RefSeq, a predicted model, not a curated record